This is a messenger RNA of Carica papaya (papaya), 1955 nucleotides long. Lineage: Eukaryota; Viridiplantae; Streptophyta; Magnoliopsida; Brassicales; Caricaceae. The record is from RefSeq and is a predicted model, not a curated record.
UGUCAGUCGCUCAACCAAACUGAACUCACAAGUCUCAACUUCUGCCCGCGGGAUUUCUUGGGCGGAGAUGCCAUAUUAGCCCCCACCACCGCCAGCUCAUUUUCUCUCCACCCUCCUUUUACAAUCUUCCUAUCUAUAUACUCUGACUAUAUAUCACUCUGUGAUUCUCUGUAUUUAUACGCUGUACCUCCAAAAUAAUGUGCACGCGCCAAGGAAUUUGUUCUUCGUCUCUGUCUCUUUUGCUGAAUUAUACAUAAAACGUCACUGGCAUUGGACGCGCAUGUCUGAUCACAAAGCAGGUCUAAUGGCGGACCAGCUUUCCAAGACGACAUCCAUUUUUGGAUUGCGCUUAUGGAUAGUCGUUGGCGUUUGUGUGGGCGCAGCUUUUGUGCUCAUUCUCUUCCUAAUAUCUCUCUGGUUCGCCUCCAAAUGCACCAGGAAGCACAAACCCUCCUCAAAACCUGCAAUCCCGGUCGUAUCCAAGGAGAUCCAAGAAGUGAAAAUCGACUGCAACACUAGACCACCCAGCAAGACGCAAAUCCAAGCAGACCCGUGCCCGGAAUCUGACCCGCUGACUGGAAUUGAACGGCAGGCGUUGCUUCUGCAGCCGGGAGAGGAGAGCCCAACUGGGUAUCAUGGGAUUCACGUUGAGAUUGGUAAGACCAUAGAUUUCUUAUCCUGGGUGUUCUCUGCACGGAGCGGCGAGACACGAGAGAGGCGCGGUUGCGGCGAGGACCAGGUGGCCGCAGUUGUACCCGAGGUUUCGCAUUUGGAUUUGGUUAGAUUACUAGGUUACUGUGCUGGAGCUCACAGGAUGCUGGUAUAUGAGUAUGUUAAUAGUGGGAUAGAACAGUGGCUUCAUGGAGAUGUAGGGCCACGGAGUCCGCUUACCUGGGAAAUUCGGAUCAAUAUUAUACUUGGAACAGCAAAAGGGUUGAGUUACCUUCACGAGGGACUCGAGCCCAAAGUUGUUCACCGGGACAUAAAAUCAAGCAACAUUUUACUUGAUAGGCAAUGGAAUCCUAAGGUUUCAGACUUUGGCCUUGCCAAGUUGCUUGGUUCUGAGAGAAGCUACAUCACAACUCGUGUGAUGGGAACAUUUGGAUAUGUUGCUCCUGAAUAUGCAAGUACUGGGAUGUUGAAUGAGAGAAGUGACGUGUAUAGUUUUGGAAUUCUCAUAAUGGAAAUAAUUACUGGGAGAAAUCCAGUUGAUUAUAGCCGACCUCCUGAGGAGGUGAACUUGGUGGACUGGCUUAAGAGAAUGGUAUCUAACAGGAAUCCUGAGGGAGUGUUGGAUCCCAAGCUGCCUGAGAAACCAACAUCUAGAGCCCUUAAGCGCACUCUUCUUGUAGCUCUGCGUUGCGUGGACCCAAAUGCACAGAAGCGACCAAAGAUGGGCCACGUUGUCCAUAUGCUUGAAGCUGAAGAAUCACCUUUCAAAGAUGAUCGAAGAGCUGGAAAAGCUCCAGCUGAUGCAAAUCAUGGUAGCACCAAAGAGGAGUUGAGCAAGCAGCAGAUGGAGAUGACAGAAGCAGGCGAGAGUAAUCAACAUGAAAGUGGGCUGCAUGUUAAUGAGGCAAGAUAGGGACAUCUUCAUGGAUGGAAACAAGAAAAAGGGUUCACAAAAGCUUGUUUGAGAUGGAAUUUAUACUUCAGAUCUCCUGCAACUCUGCCAGGAAGCUUGCGUAUACAAAUUCCAAUUGAUGGUUCAAGUUUGGUGACUAUCAUCUAUUCUUGUAUAUAGUAUGUGGUUUCCAUGGUUGCUUCACUUUAUCUCUGGAAGAUUCAAUUCAAAUCUCUUAGGCACUGUCUUUUGUCAUUUCGUUGUGAACGAAAUUGUUCCAAAUUCAUUUUGUUUUAAAAAGGCAGGUAUAUCUUUAGCUUUCCUUGUGUAGAACUUUGUUCAACUUUGGUAUCAUAUAACAGAUCUAUUUCAUGAAAGGAAAACUUGAAAA